UUUUGCUUGUGUGUGUGUGGGUGAGCAUUGGGUGUAUUUUCCUGUGUGCCGUGUUAUGUCUCGCGUCAUUUAAUUUUAUCACCAAUUCAUCGUCGCAUUACUUUUCUGCGAUGCGCUAUUGUUAUUAUCGCUCGUUGUUGUAGCUCAACAACACAAGAAAGCAAAACGGCAAGGAACUUGAAGCCAAAGGAAAGAAAAAACACGAUACGAUUUGUUGUGACACAACCGAACAAACAGUAGCAGCACCGUUAUGAGUUUGCGUUUCAUCUGUUGUGUUUAGUGUGGUCCUUCGACCGUAUCCUUUCUUGUAUCGUUGUUCGGUUUCGGCGGACUGCAGCACCGCAGCAAAUGAUUGGCAAUUCGUGUCGCUGUGCGGUAUUGUGAAAUUGCGUCUCCGGUGGUAGUUUAACAGCUGCCAUUCAGCAAAUAUUGAACAUUCUGCGGGAGGAGUGGUGAAAAAGGGCCACAGUUAAGGUUGCGGAAAACCGGAUCCCUUGGUGUUGUGCAGGGAACUAACAUAUUCAUACGUUUUCAAGCUGGUUGCUGGCCCAUAUGGGCGUAUCGAUACUGUUCGAGAAGAAGCCGCAACUAGAGGUGAAGUGGAAGAACUGUGCGUGAUGUGUUAAAUAGAAGUGACCAUCCAUCGCCUUUUUACAUUGAACUUGUGUGCAGUGCACUUUUUCGUAGAGGUUAGUGCUGCAGGUCGCGUUUCGUCUCAGAUUUAUGUGGAAAGCGCUACGGUCAGUUGAUUUGCAUUUUAAGCUGCACCACUAGCUGCCAAACUGGAAGAGUGAAAGUGAACGAUUUGUGAAACCGUAAUCCAAGGAACGGUGUCGUGAUUUCUUUUAUUUGCUUUCGUUUCCGGCACUUCCCCCGCGAAAUGUGUUCCGCAUACCGGGUUGCACGAGGGUUGCCCUGCCGGGAUACAAUUCCCGCCAUGGCCAUCAUAUUCAUUGUGUCCACGUUGGUGCACACGGCAUGUGGCUCCAAUUACCGGAUAGAUUUGAAAUCCUCCGGAUCGGUUGUUCUUGGGUUGAACAUGACGAUUGCGUUCAGCGCUGUACUGUACACGGAUGAGGCACUGGUUAAUGAUGAUUACGUUGUCGACUGGUCAGACAACACUUAUCCCCAGCAUACGCUAGAAGGUCUAACCUCGAAAACGCCCCACUUCAAUUGGACGGUUAUGUACGCACAUCCUGUAAAGCCCGGCACGUAUCAGGCAACGAUCAAGGUGAAGAAAACUUUCAUCGCGAUACCAUACGAGCUCGCCCAUGCAUCGGUUACGUUCAAUCUGACCAGCAUGCUCAACGGCGAAUUACAGCUAAUCCAGAACGACACAGUGGUCAACAGUACGUAUGUGUCGAGUACGGUACCGGUUAACCAAUCGAUUAUCCUUUCCGAAAGCGAUCAACGCGCUUUGGAGAAGGCAGCAUACGUGCAAACAUUUUGGUUCAUCAAUUGCCAGUAUAUCGGCACGUCAAACGAGUUGUCGACGUUGAGCAAUUUCACCCAGGAGAAUAAUACUUACUCUAUUGAAGCUCUGGUCGUAGCAUCCUUUGAAAAGCUUCCAGAACCAACAACGACAACCACAACUACAACAACCACCACGACAACCACUACAACUACUACAACAACCACAACGACCCCGGCGACAACCACUACCACCACUACGACGACCACACCGACGCCUCCAACAACAACAUCCACAACUCCUGCUACUACAACCAGCACAACCCCAAAGCCCACCACCUCCACGCAGCCGCCUUCGACUAAUGAUAUUUCAGCUUCAUCCCAUCCAAGUGAGCUAAGGAAUAAACGAGCUGUGAAUAAAGAAAUUCUACCAGGAUCAGUACAAUCGGCGGACGUGCUUAGAUCCGUCAGUCCUGUUCUAUUGAACCUCACUGAUCGUGACAACAUCAUCCUACCUGAUGUAUCGAAGGAAACGUUAGUGGAAGGAUCUCCCAACGAGGAACCAUUUGUGGUCAUUUCAAAGAAAUACGACCGGUUCUACAAUCUACAAGAUGCACAUCAACCUUAUGUAUGUGACAACAGUUCGAUGAUUGCGCCCGACCCUAAAAAGGUGUACGGAUACUUUCAGCGAACCUUUACAGUGCAGCAUCCGAUAGCCAAGUUUAACGUUUCCGGACAGCAGUGGGUGAAGCAGGGCCAGCCAGUGGAUCUUGUAUUUCAGUGUAGCGGUACGCCACCUUUCGAGUUUUGCUACAAUUUAAAUCAUGGCCAGCACAACAUGACUAGCAACGAAACGUGUAACAACGAUUGGGAACCGUCCCGUACGGGCGAAUGUCGUUACAAGAUACAUCGCUUCUUCUUUACCAACGAUCAAUAUUCGAUCGUGAUUUUCGUCCGAAACCGUGUUUCAAACUAUUUUACCCAGAUCGGAAUUCAGUUUUACGAGAAUCAACAAAAGUCCCAGCUGUCGGUAAUAAUUGUCCCCAUCGGGUUCGGUUUGCUAGCAGUGCUUAUUGUGGUGUAUGGAAUGGCAUACUACAUUCAAAACCGAGACCGUUUCAUUGUUGAGGUCGCUGAUUUCAACUUUGGUGAUACAAGCUCACUGGACGACGACAUGGAGUAUAAAACGUUUCACCAACGGCUAGUGGACAGUUUGCGAGAUUCGGUUAGAAUACCACGUUUCAACUUUCGGCGUUCCAGCGCUCACGAUGUGGACGAUAUUUCACCAUCAUCCGGUGCGGCUGGGGAAUCCUCGCUACGGUACGGUUCUAUGACAUAGAUGAAUCGUAGUGAGGGAGGGCAGGUAAGUUGUACAUCGUUGAGUUCGAGCGUUUCGUAGUACCAGGGUGUUAGAUCCUUGCUUGGCAGUGAAACUGAAGAUGAAAAGUGAUGAAUACGCUACUGAACAAUGUGUGUGGAAAAUCGAGUCAAUUCCGUGCGAACGAGUCCAGCAAGUGCCGAUUGAAUCCACGUUGAUUGAAUUGGAUUGUUAAUAUUUUAGCAAGGAGGAAAACACAAAUAGAAUACCAUAUAAAGCUGAUAUAGUACUAGUACACAAAAUAGAAAUGAGGAAAAAGAGUUUAUUAACAUAAAAAGUGUUUGUACGGCGGAAGUGCAAAACUGGUAUGAUACUACGGGGAAUGGACGAUCGUAUACAGUGCUUACGCGCAUUGCACAACCAAUUGCAUUGGAAAGGAAUCAAAAUUAUAAGACUGUUGUUGAUUUUUUUUUGUUUUCAUUAGCCAUAUUCCUUUUGUCGAUCGUGUAACACAAUUCCAUGUAAACGAUAUUGGCGAUAUAAAUCAAAUUAAUAUUCCAAGCAUCAAAGUGCAACAGUAGUUGACCGUUACGAUUUGGUACGGCUUUACUUUCUCUGCUAUCAUCGUUGCACCCGAGGUUAAUUGGAGGAGGUGUUAAUUAAAUGCAAUUAAAUAAAAGGUAAAGCGCUAAAAAACAGGAGGCAACACAAGCAGCUACACGCGCGUGUGUAGUAAAUUGAAGAUUACGAAAGGAGAAUGUAAUAUACUAUUCGAUCAACAAGUAAUGUAAAAUGAUUACAUAUUGUGAUACUGAUGCAUCUACGAUUUAUUUUAUGCAAUUAAAUUUUAAGUCUCAACAAACAUAUUCCCUCCCCUCAAAAAGAAACCUAUUCCUAGAAAAUGUUCGCACGUAACUGGUUUGCAAGAACAGAAAUGAAGAAGUAGAUUACAAAACUGCCAAAGCACAUUCAGUGGGAACCACCGCUUUUCUUCCGGGUACAGCGUAGUCACUUUUCAUGGGUGACUUUUUUUGGGACUAUCGAUUAAAUCGGUACAAAUUAUGCAGUAUAGCAGAUAUAUAGAUUUGGUUGCAUUGGAUCGGAAAUGCUCGAAUAUGUGCGAACAAGCUUUCUGUUGUGGAUGGAUGGGCAGUUUGUUCAAGUCAAAUAGUGGUAGACACUGCGAGCAAUCGAACGGAAAAGGAAUCAGUACUGUGGGACGUUGGAGCUAGUAAGGAAAGAAGUUAUCAUCUACGAGCAGUAAGAUGCAAGUGUAAAAAUAAAACAAACAAGCAAAUAUAGUAUGUAAUUUUUACGGGACACUAGCAGGCGACACUAUGGCACGGGCACAGGGAAUGUAGGGACUGCAAAGAAGGAUCAUCGCUGGGUCACAUGGAACCAGGCACGGCACGUGGGUAAACGGAGGCCAGAGAAAGUCUAUCAAGAUAUGUUAAUGAAAAGUACAUUAGUCGAAUAACAAUUACAAAUCUAGA
Messenger RNA from Anopheles funestus (African malaria mosquito), 4221 nucleotides. RefSeq lists its product as uncharacterized. Lineage: Eukaryota; Metazoa; Arthropoda; Insecta; Diptera; Culicidae. The transcript has 9 exons. The coding region runs from base 881 to 2749 and encodes 622 amino acids. The record is from RefSeq and is a predicted model, not a curated record.